Galendromus occidentalis (western predatory mite) is the source of this 1482-nucleotide messenger RNA. Its product is annotated as glutaminyl-peptide cyclotransferase. Lineage: Eukaryota; Metazoa; Arthropoda; Arachnida; Mesostigmata; Phytoseiidae. Gene Ontology annotation, molecular function: zinc ion binding; glutaminyl-peptide cyclotransferase activity. The record is from RefSeq and is a predicted model, not a curated record.
CCGCGCCCUUAGUUGACGGCGAAGUGGACGGAAGCGAACCGGUCAGAGCCAGCGACGGGAGGUGGCCUCGGCAAGCGGCCCCGCUCGCGGACGAAACCCUGAGGAGGAUCUCCGCGGUCUUUGACGCGAAAACGACCCUGCAACAUUUCAACGAAACCCUGGAGCAGAUCUGCGUUGUGCGACAGCCUGGAACCGAAGCGCACAGUAGAGUCCGUGAGUUGAUCGUGAACGAAAUGAAGACUCUCGGAUGGACUGUUGACGAACACUCCUUCAGCGACGAUACCCCUCAUGGACGAAAGCCUUUCACCAAUAUCAUUGCGACUCACGAUCCGGAAGCGUGUCAUCGUUUGGUGCUGGCUUGCCAUUAUGAUUCGAAGGUCAUGGACAAUUUCGUCGGAGCGAUCGACAGCGCCGUUCCUUGCACUCAGAUGAUCAGCAUCGCCAGAGGGCUUCAGAGAGAUUUGGACGCGCACAAGGAUGGGGAGGCCGGCCUCACCCUCCAACUUUUGUUUUUUGACGGGGAAGAGGCUUUUGGAGAAUGGUCGAGCACCGACUCGCUCUACGGGUCGCGGAGUCUCGCGGAGACCUGGCACUCGACUCGUUUCUCGUACUCCGAAAAAAACCGAUGCAGGAUGUCGAACAAGAACAUCGUCUCCGAAUUGGAUAGGAUUGAGGUCUUGGUUCUUCUAGAUCUCAUCGGCGCUAAGAAUCCGAACUUCAUGAGCUAUUUCGCCGACACCAAAGAGCUCUACGAUCGGCUCGCGAGUGCCGAAGGCCGCUUGAACCAGCUCGGUUUGGUGGAGGGUCGGACAAAAUACUUCUCCGGGCGGAGCGUUUUCAGCGCGAUAGAAGACGAUCACAUUCCGUUCAUGCGAAAAGAUGUCCCUGUCUUGCAUAUCAUCGACGCUCCAUUCCCGGCGCAGUGGCACAAAAGUGAUAACAUGCGGAACCUCCACCGGCCGACGAUUCGGAAUCUGAACAAGAUUUUCGCCGCUUUCGUGGUGUCGUAUAUGAGCUUAUAGGAUUCGAUGAAAGGGUCCCAUGUCGACCUCUGACAGAUCUGUGCAAUUCCCACCGAGCUUGGCGCUUGAGGAUCAGACCCCCACGGGGAACGAUCGAGAGUUGCGAGCACCCAGAAGAAGAGACUCUGACCCUAUUGGACAGCCAAGAAGCAUCGACCAAGGAAUAUGUCGACGAGCGAGGUUGCCGACGUCAGCGAUCUUCAGUUAUAGUUUUGUGAUAUUGUCAUCAUAGUUACGACCUUCGACCUCAAGCCGGAGAACACACAAUCAUACGAGUGAGCGAACGCAGUAUGACUUGAAUAUAAUACGUUAUAUAUUCUAUUCCAUCAGUGAUCAAGUUGGGAAUUGAGAUGACACACAUAUGUGAGACACAAGCCUGUUCUGCGUUCAGCUGAAUGAUUAUUUUCGUGCAUCCUCGAGAACAUAAAAAAACGUAAUCGAAAUAAGUAGAAAGAGAAGU